Molecule: messenger RNA, 1854 nt
Organism: Pseudomassariella vexata
Lineage: Eukaryota; Fungi; Ascomycota; Sordariomycetes; Amphisphaeriales; Pseudomassariaceae
Product: amino acid transporter-like protein
Exons: 2
Coding region: 1-1854 (617 amino acids)
Biological process (GO): amino acid transmembrane transport
Cellular component (GO): membrane
Molecular function (GO): L-amino acid transmembrane transporter activity
Source: RefSeq, a predicted model, not a curated record
AUGCCUCCCCCUUACUCGUCGAGCCUUCAAGCCAACGCCCGCGAUUCCCUCGAACUCGCCUCCCUCGCGUCAUCCGAUAACGGCCCCGAUACAUGCUCCGAGUCGGACUCUCGACCCUCGAUAUCAUCCUCGCGGAAGCUCUCGCUCGAGCAAGAUGACCCGUUAGACGACAACAACCCCGCAGCCCGGCCGGGCUUGAGCGCACGCGGUCAUAGCCGCACGUACUCGACGGCUUCCACGUUUGACUUCGCAGCGAACUUGUUUCCGUUAUCCUCGUCGACCGGCAACGGCUAUGCUCCUCUCGGGGCUCCUACAUCUACAGCGCAUCAGAACGGCGGUCUGGGAGGGACGUCGCUAGAGAAACACAAGACGCUGACAUAUCUCAACGGUCUGAGCUUAAUCAUCGGUCUCAUCAUCGGCUCGGGCAUCUUCUCUUCCCCUAGCCAGGUCAAUGCGAAUGUCGGGUCGCCGGGCGCGUCGCUGGUGGUUUGGGUGAUAGCUGGUAUACUGGCUUGGACAGGCGCGGCGAGUUACGCAGAGCUGGGAGGUGCCAUUCCGCUCAACGGUGGCUCGCAAGCAUAUCUGUCCAAGAUUCUUGGCGAGUUGGCAGGUUUUCUUUUCACAUGGGUCGCAGUGCUUGUGCUCAAACCCGGCAGUGCUGCCAUCGUCGCCAUUAUUAUGGGCGAGUACCUUACACGCGCCACCAUUGGUGCCGAAGCUGAGACGGUGAGUCCCUGGGUCAACAAGGGGAUGGCCUUGGUUGGAUUGUUCCUCGUCACAUUCAUGAAUGCGCUAUCCACACGACUAGGCACGCGAGUCAAUAACAUGCUCAUGUUUUUGAAAUUUAUUGCCUUGAUCGCAGUGACCACCAUUGGCGUUGUGGUCGCAUUCACCGGCUUCACCUUUUCGGGGGAGGCAAAUACGGAUUGGAAGAACCAUGAUUGGUUUGAAGGGACGAGUACUGAUUUGAGCCAAUGGGCGGUUGCACUAUAUGCUGGACUCUGGGCUUACGAUGGGUGGGACAACACAAACUACGUCGUCGGAGAGUUCCGGAAUCCCGGACGAGAUCUCCCGCGCGUAAUUCACUCGGCAAUGCCACUCGUCAUCAUUAGUUACAUCCUUGCUAACAUCGCAUACUUCCUCGUUUUACCACUGGCGACUAUCAACUCGUCGAAUACCGUGGCCGUCAUGUUUGGCAGCAAGGUGUUCGGCCCAAUCGGUGCGCUGAUACUCGCUCUUAUCGUGAGCGCGUCUUGCUUUGGCGCCUUGAACUCGUCGACUUUUACGAGUAGCCGUCUUGUCUACGUUGCGGGUAAGGAGGGCUAUGUCCCGGCUUUUUUCGGGCGCAUUGGGAUUGGUUCUCCAGGUUCAGGAGUGUCGUCGAUACGGACUAGGAGUUGGUUCUCGAAGCGGAUGCAUACUAUGCUAGGCGACGAUGAUGGUGUGCUUUUCUUCACACCGGUCAACGCACUGGUCUUGAACGCGCUGCUCACAGCUGCUUAUGUGGUUGUCGGCGAAUUUGGCGAGCUGUUGACGUUUUAUGGCGUCGCCGGAUACACGUUCUACUUCCUGACGGUGUUGGGGCUGAUCAUCCUGAGAGUCAAAGAACCCAACCUCGAGCGACCCUACCGGACUUGGAUAACGACCCCCCUCAUUUUCUGCUGUGUAAGCCUGUUUCUGCUCAGCAGGGCGGUAUUUGCGCAGCCGUUCAAGACGAUAAUAGUCAUCUUGUUUGUGCUCAUGGGCAUUCCGGUGUUCUACUGGAGAAUACACGGGCGGGAUCAGGUGUCCAAGCGGGAACACGGAGCGCCGUCAACUCCGUGGUGGAAAUUCUGGGAGCGUUGGCGCACAUAG